Molecule: messenger RNA, 1732 nt
Organism: Cataglyphis hispanica
Lineage: Eukaryota; Metazoa; Arthropoda; Insecta; Hymenoptera; Formicidae
Product: antichymotrypsin-2-like
Exons: 10
Coding region: 371-1633 (420 amino acids)
Molecular function (GO): serine-type endopeptidase inhibitor activity
Source: RefSeq, a predicted model, not a curated record
UACUGCUAUUACAAAGGCGCAGGUAAACACGGUAUUAAGCAGUCGUGUAACAGUCAUCGGUAACUGUGGUGUCAAUUAUUUUUAACCAUUGCAACAAAAAUGCCAUUGAAGAUCUCAUACGAAAAUUGUUCCUAAAGCCGGAAAUUACCGUUGUGGAAUUAUUUUUGCAGAUAGUUUUUUUAACAAUUGAAACAAAUACAAAUGCAGCUAGUAUCUAAUCGAUGUUAAAAGAAGAGAAUUUUGGAUUAAAAUUGUACCGAAUAAUUUGUCAUUUUAAAUUUUUCAAUUUUCAAGUUUUCAAAAAAUCGUGGAAUUUAGCUCAUCAUUUAAGAUAAUUGAUUGUUGAUUGUUGAAUUGGAAUUUUGUUACAAUGCUUACAGCGUUGUUUACGAUCAUCAUCACCAACAUUGUGUGUGCCGCCGAUUUAUCAAAGUCAUUUAAAAGCAAAACUUAUAAAAAUAUUGAUUUAUCUGCAGCGAUUAUAACAUAUGUAGAAUUGCAGGAUAUAUCUAGUCCAAAAAAAACACCACUGUCUACAUAUUAUGAACCAACAUUCUUAGGAAAUAAUGUGUUUAGUCCUGUAAGUAGCGAUAUGAUAGAAUCUUUAUUUUUAAACAGCGCUAGAGGAUCGACAAGGAAUGAAUUGAUGACUUAUUUGGGCAUUACUGAUGAUAAAAUAAAACCUUUUAGCGAUAUGUACCGACCGGAAUUGGCUUACUUAAAUGAUAUCGAAAACGUAGAAUUGUAUUUAGGAAAUGCAAUAUAUGUUCACAAGUCAGUUGAUUUGACAAACGAUUUUUUAUCAUUAUGCACGAAUGAACGUCAUUGUUCGAUUUCAAAAGUAGAUUUCAAGAAUAACGUAGAAACUACAAAAGCAAUAAAUUCAUGGGUCCAAGAGAAAACAAAUGAUGAAAUAUCACAAAUAAUUUCUUUAGGUUAUAUCGAUAAGGAUACAAAAAUUAUGUUGGUAAAUGUUGUGUACCUCAACGUUAGCUUGGAUAAUGUAGGGAAGAUAGACAAACGCAAAUUUUAUCCUUUUCCAUCAAAAAUGUUUUUUCUCCCAACAAUUAAUUUUGAUAACUUGAAAUUUAUUCAUGGCGAAAUACCACAAUGGAGUGCGAAAUUUGUUGAAAUUUCAAUUUUGAAUGCCAACAUUACGAUAACUAUAUUUUUACCAUACGAAGAGAUGAAACUUGAAGGCCUGGAAUACUUAUUAGAUAAAAUUGAUUUAAGUGAAUUAAGAUUACUUAAAACUAUAAACCAUUAUGAAAAUAUAGAUUAUCUGUUUUUACCUAUAUUUAGGAUUGUACAUGAUGAAAAUGUAACAGAUAAUUUUUAUCAGGAGGGUGUAACUACAAUGUUCGGGGAUGAUGCUGAUUUGACAAAUCUGUCAAAAAUUCCUUUAAAAGUGAACAGUAUCAUUCAAGCAAAUUUUAUAAACAUUGAUAUAGGAAAAUCAGAAGUUCCAAAUGUUGACAGAAAUAAAGUAAGAAAUCUGGUAGGUUCACAGAAAGAGCUGGUCAUAAAUUGUCCGUUCAUUUACGUAAUCGAAGUGAACGAAGAAACAAUAUUUGUAGGAAUCAUGCAAACAUCAAAUUUUAUAUAUAGGAGACAUAAGACAGAUGAAUUAUAAAUUUUAUUACAUUUUUAUAUUUAUUGAAAGUUUAUAUCACACAAUGUAUGUAUAACUUAAUUUUUUUUUAACUUUAUAGUAUUAAUGUAUAUAAAACUU